This is a messenger RNA of Pecten maximus, 1914 nucleotides long. RefSeq names its product BTB/POZ domain-containing protein 6-like. Gene Ontology annotation, molecular function: protein binding. The record is from RefSeq and is a predicted model, not a curated record. The transcript has 5 exons. Lineage: Eukaryota; Metazoa; Mollusca; Bivalvia; Pectinida; Pectinidae. The coding region runs from base 1 to 1518 and encodes 505 amino acids.
AUGGCUACCGGUACAAAUUCUCCACCUCCAAAGCAGAAUAAAACGGUGGCUGAUUCGGCUAUGUCACUCUGUGCAUUGGAAGAUGAGAAGAGCGACAAUGCGCCAUGUGACAAAAGUAUCCUGCAAACGCGACAAUAUAUUUACGUCGCAUUGUCACGUAACUUUGCUGCAUGGUGCGUUCAUUUUGUCGAGGAUGAGACAACUUCGUUGUCAAAGUCAGUAGACUGGCAGUGCGGUAAGGCGUUAGCUGAAUGUUUGCACCAUAUCUUUACUUCGGGUACCGCCAGUGACGUCACUUUCCUUGUGGGAGAAGACAAGACGAAGAUAUCAGCUCAUAAGAUUAUCCUGAUAAGUAGAAGUCCGGUGUUCUACGCCAUGUUUGAGGGAUUGAUGCCGGAACAAGGAGACGUAAUUGUUCCGGAUAUCAAAGAGGAUAUUUUCAAGUCCUUCCUUGGGUAUUUAUACACAGACAAGAUUGCUCUUACGACAGAGAACGUGGUCCCAGUGUUAAGUGUUGCCAUGAAGUAUUGUGUGGAUAUCAUGAUUGCUGUUUGCGAGGAUUUUCUCCUACACAAUCUAACUGUUGACAACGUCUGUACAUUUUUGGAAGAGGCACAUGCCUUUCACAUUGACAAGUUAACGGCAGAUUGUCUCCAAAUGAUAAAGAAAUCUGCACCCGCUAGUUUGCGAUCUGAAUCAUUCGCUGCUCUUUGCUCUGUUUGCAUGGCAACAGUUGCUAAGGCUGAUGACCUUGAUGCAGAAGAGAGUGACGUUUACCUGGCCCUCACCAAAUGGGCUGAAGCGGAGUGUGCUCGUCAAAACCUCGAGGUUACGAGCGCAAACCAAAGACAAGUCCUUGGGGAUAAUCUAUUUCUCGCAAGGUUUAACACAAUGGAUCUACAAUUCCUCCUGCAGCGAGUAUUUCUGGACAGCAUUCUCAUACCAGAACUGGCGGUAGAUGUUGUUAACUUCAAAAUGCAUCAGCAGACAAGGCUCCUGAGUCGUAACCUCACCAGCCGGCGACGAUUACGUAAGGAAAAAAUAAAGGUUUGGCGAUGUUCUGAGCCUUCCUAUAGAUAUACACAUAACGAAAGUUGCAGUCCAGAAACAAAUUCAUUCAGCAUCUCUUGCAGAGCAGUACUCUAUGGGAUUGGAUCGCCAUUGGUAUCAAGCACUUCUGAUGUGGUUGUUUAUAAAGAUAACUGUCCCAUAAAGUCGGAAAACAAAUUACCAAUUAUAAAAGACACAGAAAAUGUCUGUGAAAUUGUUUUUACCAAACCCAUAUUUCUCACAGCAGGGUCGACAUACACAGUGGUUGAAAAGUCAUCUCAUAAAAAACACUGCAUUUUUGAAAGUUGUGUCGGGAAGGCUCGUUUUCUGAAUGGGGUGAUUACUUUCAAGGAAACUAGUCACACGGCACUUAGUUGUCUUUACUUGAUCCUGAGUAAACUUGAUGAUUAUGGACAGAAAACACCUUUUCGUGGAGCUUCCUUGUGGAGACCUUCAUACAACGAAUGAAACAUUCCAUACCGAAUUCCGUUAUAGCGUACCCGGAAAGAUCUGCAAUAUUAAUCUCACAAAUGCAACAUUUCAAAAACAAUAAGUAGAGUAAGUGCAAGUAGCAUAGUUACUUUCGUUUCAGAGAAAUUACAAUCUUUCUUUAGAUCUCACAAGUGAUCCUAUAGCGAUGUCAUCGUUUCGGUAUCAGAGAGCUGUGACGUCACAACUUCAAUGCGGUCAAGUUCUUCACAAUAGAUUCUACUUAAGAAGAAUGGUAUGUUUCAUAAUAUAUCCGGCUUGUCAUGUGAUUAAGGAAAGUUUUUAUCUCCUUUUCAUUAUGAUGUAUUUAUUGUUUUUAUAAGCGACAAGUAUACAUAGAGAAUACAUGGUCAGUGUCUUGAAAUAUAAGCUGUA